GGAGGGCGGGUGGUGGUGGUGGCGGCGGCGCCCCGACUGCAGUCCCGGCGGGAGCGGAGCGCGAGCCGGGCCGGGCCCGAGCCGGCGCCAUGGGGCGGCGCCGCCUGUGAGCGGGCGACGAGCGGGGACCGGACGGGGCGGCGGCGGCGGCGGCGCCGAGGCCGACAAGCCGCGCGGGCCAGGCCGGGCCGAGCGAGCGGGAGCGGAGCGGAGCCUCGGGCGGCGGGAGGAACAGCGCCGCCGCCGCCAAGAUGGCCGACCUGGAGGCGGUGCUGGCCGAUGUGAGCUACCUGAUGGCCAUGGAGAAGAGCAAGGCCACGCCGGCCGCGCGCGCCAGCAAGAAGAUCCUGCUUCCAGAGCCCAGCAUCCGCAGCGUCAUGCAGAAGUACCUAGAGGACCGAGGAGAGGUGACCUUUGAGAAGAUCUUCUCACAGAAGUUAGGGUACCUGCUUUUCCGAGACUUCUGCCUGAACCAUCUGGAAGAGGCCAAACCCUUGGUGGAGUUCUAUGAAGAGAUCAAGAGAUAUGAGAAGCUGGAGACGGAGGAGGAGCGUGUGGUCCGCAGCCGCGAGAUCUUUGACUCCUACAUCAUGAAAGAACUGCUGGCUUGCUCACAUCCCUUUUCAAAGAAUGCUACCGACCACGUCCAGGGCCACCUGGUGAAGAAGCAGGUGCCUCCAGAUCUCUUCCAGCCAUACAUUGAGGAGAUUUGUCAGAACCUCCGAGGGGAUGUGUUCCAGAAGUUCAUUGAGAGUGACAAGUUCACACGCUUUUGUCAGUGGAAGAACGUUGAACUCAACAUCCAUCUGACCAUGAAUGACUUCAGUGUGCAUCGCAUCAUCGGGCGUGGGGGCUUCGGUGAGGUCUAUGGGUGCCGGAAAGCAGACACAGGCAAGAUGUAUGCCAUGAAGUGUCUGGACAAGAAGCGCAUCAAGAUGAAGCAGGGAGAGACCCUGGCUCUGAACGAGCGGAUCAUGCUUUCCCUCGUCAGCACCGGGGACUGCCCCUUCAUCGUGUGCAUGUCAUAUGCGUUCCACACACCAGACAAGCUCAGUUUCAUCCUGGAUCUCAUGAAUGGUGGGGACCUGCACUACCACCUGUCUCAGCAUGGAGUCUUCUCUGAGGCCGACAUGCGCUUCUACGCGGCUGAGAUCAUCCUGGGUCUUGAACACAUGCACAACCGUUUUGUAGUCUACAGGGACCUGAAGCCAGCCAACAUUCUUCUGGACGAGCAUGGCCACGUGAGAAUCUCGGACCUGGGCCUAGCCUGUGACUUCUCCAAGAAGAAGCCUCAUGCCAGUGUGGGCACGCAUGGGUACAUGGCCCCCGAAGUCCUGCAGAAGGGUGUGGCCUACGACAGCAGUGCCGACUGGUUCUCCCUGGGCUGCAUGCUCUUCAAGUUGUUGCGGGGACACAGCCCCUUUCGGCAGCACAAGACCAAAGACAAGCAUGAGAUUGAUCGCAUGACCUUGACAAUGGCUGUUGAGCUACCUGAUUCCUUCUCCCCUGAACUUCGCUCCCUGCUGGAAGGUUUGCUGCAGAGGGAUGUCAAUCGGAGGCUAGGCUGUCUGGGCCGUGGAGCUCAGGAGGUAAAAGAAAGCCCCUUUUUCCGCUCACUGGACUGGCAGAUGGUCUUCUUGCAGAAGUACCCACCCCCACUGAUCCCCCCACGUGGAGAGGUGAAUGCAGCUGAUGCUUUCGACAUUGGCUCCUUUGAUGAGGAGGACACAAAAGGAAUCAAGUUACUGGACAGUGACCAGGAACUGUACCGCAACUUUCCUCUCACCAUCUCGGAGCGGUGGCAGCAGGAGGUGGCAGAGACUGUUUUUGACACCAUCAACGCUGAGACAGAUCGGCUGGAGGCACGAAAGAAAGCCAAAAACAAGCAGCUGGGCCACGAGGAGGACUACGCCCUGGGUAAGGACUGCAUCAUGCAUGGCUACAUGUCCAAGAUGGGCAACCCCUUCCUGACCCAGUGGCAGCGGCGGUAUUUCUACCUGUUCCCCAACCGACUGGAGUGGCGGGGUGAAGGCGAGGCUCCGCAGAGCCUCCUGACUAUGGAAGAGAUCCAGUCAGUGGAAGAGACGCAGAUCAAGGAGCGUAAGUGCCUCCUGCUUAAGAUCCGCGGGGGCAAGCAGUUCGUCCUUCAGUGUGAUAGUGAUCCUGAGCUGGUGCAGUGGAAAAAAGAGCUGCGUGAUGCCUACCGUGAGGCCCAGCAGCUGGUGCAGCGAGUGCCCAAGAUGAAGAACAAGCCACGCUCACCUGUGGUGGAGCUGAGCAAAGUGCCACUGAUCCAGCGUGGCAGUGCCAACGGCCUCUGACCCACCCAUCUGCUGCCCGCCUGCCCACCGCCUUUUAUAAACCUCUAAUUUAUUUUGUCGAAUCUUUAUUAUUUGUUUUGUUUUUCCGCAAAGCGGAAAAGGUUUUAUUUUGUAAUUAUUGUGAUUUCCUGUAGCCCCAGCCUGGCCCAGCCCCCAGGGAGGGGCCCGCUUGCCUUGGCUCCUGCUGCCACCAACCCAGCCACUUGUCCAACACCCCUGCCCUGCCCCCACCCCUACCCAGGGUCCUUGCUCCCAGUGUCUUCCUGCAGGGAAGAGGAGCAACUCUCAGCAGCCCUCUUGCCCCUUCCAUGGGGUAAAGCCACACUCGGUAGGUGUGCCACGUCAGGCUCUGUGGGCUGUGCUCAGCCUGUGGCCCACCCGAGUGGCCCAGCACCCCCAUGAAGGACCACGCACCACAGGGAUACUACUUGAACUCUCCUGUCACAGCCCUCGUGCCACAGAGGGACAGACCCCUGCUCUUCUGCCCUCUUGCCCCUGUGAGAGGAGGCCCUUGUCUCCCCAGACCUGGAGGUCUCCCCCAGUGACUGGCUCCUAGGUCCUUGUUCAGGAAAAGCCUGUGUGUCACUGCUGCCCCUCUCCCCUUCGCGGACACUAGGGCUGGGUCGGAAGGCUGGCAUUGGCAGUGGCUGCUGCUGGCCUCCAUGCCAGCCCCCUCUUCUUCCCGUUGCGUGCCCGGACUCAGGAGCACAGAAAAGGCAAUCGUGGAUUGGGCCACACUGGCCUGGCUUGAACCCAGGUCCCCAACCCUGGGCUAUGUGAGGCUCACCUACCCAGGACCACAGUGGGACAGCCUGGGCAGGUGGGUGGCACAGCAUAGGAGUCCAGCUGGGGCCAGUCCUCCUUGUCCAACUGGUCAGUGUGUCCCCACCCACACUGUCCAGCCCCUAGCCCAUGUCCUGUCAGUGCCGCCCACAGGUGCCACCCCGCCCACCGCAUGUCCCCUCGUGCCAGUCGCGCAGCCGUGUGUGGUGUUGCGCCCUCUCCCCCUGGGGCUGGGUCAGUGCACUCCCUCCUGUCUACUCACUCCCGGGGCGUUUCUUUGCCGAUUUUUGAAUGUGAUUUUAAAGAGUGGAAAAUGAGACUAUGCGUUUUUAUAAAAAUGGUGCCUGACUCCUCA
Messenger RNA from Onychomys torridus (southern grasshopper mouse), 3459 nucleotides. It is a transcript of the gene Grk2, whose product is annotated as G protein-coupled receptor kinase 2. NCBI's taxonomy places the organism in Eukaryota, Metazoa, Chordata, Mammalia, Rodentia, Cricetidae. The coding region runs from base 252 to 2321 and encodes 689 amino acids. The transcript is spliced from 21 exons. Gene Ontology annotation, molecular function: G protein-coupled receptor binding; ATP binding; G protein-coupled receptor kinase activity. The record is from RefSeq and is a predicted model, not a curated record. Gene Ontology annotation, biological process: regulation of signal transduction; regulation of the force of heart contraction; protein phosphorylation.